Messenger RNA from Drosophila kikkawai, 2520 nucleotides. Its product is annotated as gametogenetin-binding protein 2-like. NCBI's taxonomy places the organism in Eukaryota, Metazoa, Arthropoda, Insecta, Diptera, Drosophilidae. The record is from RefSeq and is a predicted model, not a curated record. Gene Ontology annotation, cellular component: cytoplasm; nucleus.
UGGCGACCGGACCGACCGACUACUACGUGUUUGAAAUAAAAAGAAAUACUUCUACCGAUCUCGAGAGACCGAACGCACUGAAAUUGAGUUGGAGAUAAUUGUCAAUACUAUUUGUUGAUCCGUGUGCUGCUGUCGCAUACCCGUUGAUCCCCCCAUUUCCUUCCUUCAACCGCCCCGGAGCUCUGGAGAAAAGUGUCUGUGUCUGAGUAAAGUGCCUGCUCCAUUGCCUUGCCUUGCCGUUGCCUUGCAAUCAUGGCGAGACUUACAAAAGUCUACAACACGGACGACGAUGACUCCGGUUACGUUGGCCGCAGGAAUUUGCCACUGGUGGCUGGCGAUAAACUAAUGAUGCUAAUGGACCUGAACAGCAAAGGACUGGUGAUCGACAGUCCGAUGAUCCGCGGUCGGGAUCUAGAGGAGUUCUCGCGCAAAUUCAAACUGCUCACAGAGGCCGAACGGCGACAAUCGCUGGAGAUCGACUGCGCCAGCUUUAUGGCCAUUCUUAAUCAGUGCGUGCAGUGUGUCGGCUGUCGACGCCGUGUGGAGCGCCUGUUCCACCAGCUGACGGAGUCGGGACAUCGCACGCUAGAUCCCCUGGAAUUGCGACCCACCAACACGCUAGGCAUCGUUGAGGAGAAGCUGAAGACGCCGCAGGCCCUGGGCACGCUGCUCUAUCGGCAUCACGAGGUGCUUAACAACCUGCUGGAUAAUAAACUGCGCAACAAGACGCGAUGCGUUCUGCACUCGCUCGAUGCCUUCCGCGCAAAACCCUUUUCGGAGACGUGGCGCGAGGUGUGGUCCGCCAUGAAGAGCAACUGCCGCAAUGAGCUCACCAUCAUUGAAACAAAGGAGUUGCACGACGUGCUCGAGAACUACCUGAAGAAGCACAAGUUCUGCUCCGGCUGCCGGACGAAGAUUGAGCGCGCCUAUAAAAUACUCAUUGGCGAAAUUUCGGCUAAGGAGAAGGGCUACGCGGUUCAGUUGUACGCCCACAUCCGCAAAUGUGUGCCCGACCAGCAUAUCCACGUGAACACCAACAAGAUCGAGUUCCUGGACGCGCUGAUUAAGCGCGCCGAGCCGGAGGUGAACGGCAGCUACUCGAAGCUGCGCGAACGCCACGCCAAGACGCUAGAGAUUGCCCAGGAGGAAGUGCUGACCUGCGUCGGAAUGAUCAUGUACGAACGGCUGCGUCGAAUUUACGUGAAUCUGCGUGAGGAGGAGCGGGCAUGCCAAGUGCUGGCCGCUGUGGGCGUCCACGCCCUCUGCCGCAGCUUUGACACGUUCGUGGAGCAAAAGCAGGGCAUCAGCAACCUGGAGCUACUCUACCAGGAGAUUAGUCGUGCGGAGCGGGCCAAGCAGCUUAAGCGCGAGCAGAAGAAGCUCAAGAAGAAGAAGAAGAAGGACGAGAAGAAGAACUUGCACCGGCAGUGUGAAGACGCCGAGGCCAACGAGUCCGACGAGGAGGCGGAUGAGCAGGAGGAGGAGGAGUCGAUAGAGCUGGAGAUAGUGGAGCUCGAACAAGAGGAGGAAAUGGAUGCGGAUGAGGAGAAAGUCGGGCAAAGCGAUCCUGGGGCGGACGAUGGCAUUGUUUUGGAGUCUUCUCACCAGGAACCAGAAACAACGCAACUAACGUCUAAACCAACGAAAUCGAAACCGAAGAAGCAAUCGAAGAAAAAGAAGCAGAAGCAGUCAGCGGGAUUGAAAAAGGCAGAAGGACGGAAGCAGGAACAUCAUCCGUUGGCUAGCAACACCCAGCAGCCCUUGGACGACGAUCACGAUCACCUGGACGUGGCCAGCUGCAUCUCGUCGAGCGUCGUAGCCAAGUUGAAUGGCGAGGACAAGUGCGAGGACUGUCUGGCCCCCAUUCCCAACUGUCCCUGCGAGCAGGAUGUUCGAGACUCUGGCUACGGCAGCGAUCCCACCUCGCACGCCGACUCGCGAACAUCUAGCGUGGUCUCGUCGCCGGAGGGCUCGGAGGUAUCCUGUUCGGAUGGGCUGUGCAACCACGACGGACCCCACGAUGAGGAUCAGCAUCAGCACGGCAUGUACGGAUUGGCGUCGGCUCGCAAUAGCUACGUCUCCGACUUGCUGCUCUACGGCAAUCAGUCGCGAUUUGAGCACAAGUUUUCGUUGCUGCAGAUGUGGGACGACUUCGACGAUUACGACGACAACGAGGAGGACGAGGAUGAGGAUGAGACCUAUUACAUUCCGCAGGAUGUGGUGCUGGCCUUCAAGUGCCACAGCGCGCAGGUGCAGCGUCAGCGGGAACAGCUACGCGCCACAUUGCGCGCAAACUUCGAGAGCCUGUGCCUGAAACGCGGCGUGCAGAUGCCGUUGAAAGCGAAGACUUCAAAGAUGCCUGCUCCUGCCGCAGUCCCUGCUGGCCAUAUAAAUAAAACGCAUUAAACCGUUGUAGUUAUUCAGUCGAGCGACAGCGAUUUCUAAAAAUCAACACGCGCGCGUGCAUUCAAAUAAAUAUAUAAUUUUUUGUUUUUUGAAAUAAAUGAAGUAUACAAGUUA